Menidia menidia (Atlantic silverside) is the source of this 570-nucleotide messenger RNA. Lineage: Eukaryota; Metazoa; Chordata; Actinopteri; Atheriniformes; Atherinopsidae. The record is from the annotation of a GenBank genome assembly.
CUGUUUAUAGCGUCUCUGAAGCUGUGGAGGUCUCGUCUCAGCCGGGUCAUGUACUCCAUGGCCAACUGCCUGCUGCUGAUGAAGGACUACAUCCUGGCUGUGGAGACCUAUCACUCCAUCAUCCAGUACGAGCCCCAGCAGAGCGCGCAGCUGCUCAGUGGCAUCGGACGCAUCUUCCUGCAGAUCGGAGACGUUAAAACGGCGGAGAGGUACUUCCAGGACGUGGAGAGGGCCUGCCAGUCGUCGGGAAACGAGCCCGGCCACGCCACCUGCGUGCUGAUGAACAGGGCUUUUAUCUACCUCAGUCAGAACAACUACACCGAAGCACACGCCUCUUUCACCGAGGUGUUGAAAACGGACCCCAAAAACCCCGUUGAGUCCCUGGGGCAGCUGGAGGGCCUGGUGCAGCGGGACCCCGCCCUGUACCUGCACGAGAGCGUGCUCUUCAACCUCACCACCAUGUACGAGCUGGAGUCCUCACGCAGCACGCAGAAGAAGCAGGCGCUGCUGGAGUCCGUGGCCGGCCGGGAGGGAGACAGCUUCAACACGCAGUGCCUCAAACUGGUCUAA